UCUCUUACCUGUUUUUUUCUUCUUUUCUCCUUCCCCUUUCCCCCCACCCAUUCGUCCCCGUCUGGACCAUAACAGACACCAAAACAAAACCCAACUUGGUGAAAAGGAUAACCAAAAAGAAGACAUUAUCCCGCAAUUCUGAAAGGCAUUCUCUGGGAAAAGUCUGUGGAGGAGAGAGGGAUCUUCUUGCAAAUAAUGUGGUCUCAGGCAAAGAUGCAGCAUCUUGGCUGUCUGCUAAAAAUAAAAUGCCUAGGCUUGUGGUGGAAAUUGAGUGUGGAGCUGCACAACCUCAAAUGGCAGAUUAUCAUCAUUUAAGAGCGUCUGGACACCGGACAAGGCGAUUCGCUGAGCGCUUGGAGUUGGAGGCAAUUCCUGGUUCAGAUUUAAACAUCUUUCCAGGUCUGCGCAGGGCGGCCAUUGGCGGCGGAGCGUCACGUGACCGCGGGGGCGUGCCAAUGUGCGCCCUCACGGGUGUCAAGCCCCUGUCAGAGUGUGCGAUCAUCGCGAUCGUGAAACAACGCAAUGCAAAAAGCGACCUACUACGACAGCUCGGCGAUCUACGGUGGCUACCCCUACCAGGCAGCCAACGGGUUUGCUUAUAAUGCCAGUCAGCAGCCGUACCCGGCGUCCUCCGCCCUGGGCGCCGACGGCGAGUACCACCGACCUGCCUGCUCACUCCAGUCGCCAGCCAGCGCUGGGGGCCACCCCAAGGCGCACGAGCUGAGCGAAGCGUGUCUGCGCACCCUGAGUGGCCCGCCCAGCCAGCCCCCAGGCCUGGGCGAGCCGCCCCUGCCCCCACCGCCGCCCCAGGCCGCGCCCCCCGCCCCACAGCCGCCUCAGCCCCCGCCGCAGCCCCCCGCGCCCACCCCUGCCGCGCCCCCGCCCCCCUCCUCCGUCUCCCCGACUCAGAAUGCCAGCAGCAACCCUGCCCCCGCCAGCGCGGCCAAGAGCCCCCUGCUCAACUCGCCCACCGUGGCUAAACAAAUCUUCCCCUGGAUGAAAGAGUCGCGGCAAAACACAAAGCAGAAAACCAGCGGCUCCAGCUCAGGAGAGAGCUGCGCUGGCGACAAGAGUCCUCCUGGGCAAACUUCGUCCAAACGCGCGCGCACGGCCUACACGAGCGCGCAGCUGGUGGAGCUGGAGAAGGAAUUCCACUUCAACCGCUACCUGUGCCGGCCGCGCCGGGUGGAGAUGGCCAACCUGCUGAACCUCACCGAGCGCCAGAUCAAGAUCUGGUUCCAGAAUCGCCGCAUGAAAUACAAGAAGGAUCAGAAGGGCAAGGGCAUGCUGACAUCCUCAGAGGGCCAGUCCCCAAGUCGCAGCCCUGUUCUCCCCGGCGCCGGCGGCUAUCUGAACUCUAUGCAUUCGCUGGUCAACAGCGUCCCGUAUGAGCCCCAGUCGCCCCCACCCUUCUCCAAGCCCCCCCAGGGCGCCUACCCCGCCUCCUACCCCGCGCCCCUGCCCAGCUGCGCGCCCCCGCCGCCCCCACAGAAGCGCUACCCGGCGGCGGGGGCGGGCACAGGCGGCACCACCGACUACGACCCGCACGCUCAUGGCCUACAGGGCAACGGCAGCUAUGGGACCCCACACUUACAGGGAAGCCCCGUCUUCGUGGGGGGCAGCUAUGUGGAGCCCAUGAGCAACUCUGGGCCGGCCCUCUUUGGCCUAACUCACCUCCCCCACGCUGGCUCGGCCGCCAUGGACUACGGGGGCGCAGGGUCGCUGGGCAGCGGCCACCACCAUGGGCCCGGGCCAGGGGAGCCGCACCCCACCUACACGGACCUUACCGCCCACCAUCCUUCUCAGGGAAGAAUUCAGGAAGCGCCCAAGCUUACCCACCUGUGAUGGUGGGCUCGGGGCUGCGUGCCAGGAGAGUACCCCCUUUGGUUCCUUUUUUUUUUUUUUUAGGUUCUUCCAGCCCCUCCCUUUGCUCUCUCCUCCGCCCUUCAUCCCCCACUCCCUUUCCCCGUUUUGUUUUCUUUGGUAACGCGUUUUUAUAGUUUAUGUGACGUAGCAAUCUUGGUUGCUGGAAUGGCUGUCAGUAUCAGUAGCGAUAUUUAUCUCUUCCCGCCCCUCGCUCGGCCUCUGGCCCUGCACUCUUUACCUUUUCCACUCUUUGAUCAGAAACAGGGUAUAUGAACAAAUUUUCUAGUAGUUUUCAAUGUGAAUUUGUUCGUACAUUAUGGCUCCCGAGGGGAAGCGAUUACUUUUUAAAAAAAUUUUUAGUUUUUUUUUUUUUUAAUUGCACUUCUUGUAAAGAGCGAGAAAAAAAAUCAAAGGCGCUUUGAAACAGGGGCUCCCUGUACAAGGAUGACUUAAGUGUACGUCUUUCCGUGUGUGUAUGCUGGUGAACAGUCAGAUUUAUUUAUAUUUUUUUUGCAAGCAUUGAAUAAUCUAAGUUUUAAAUAUUAUUUAUCCCCAUCCGUCUGUAUUUAUAUUAAAGAAAUUCUGUAC
This is a messenger RNA of Cynocephalus volans (Philippine flying lemur), 2454 nucleotides long. RefSeq names its product homeobox A3 (gene HOXA3). Gene Ontology annotation, molecular function: DNA-binding transcription factor activity, RNA polymerase II-specific; RNA polymerase II cis-regulatory region sequence-specific DNA binding. The transcript has 5 exons. Gene Ontology annotation, cellular component: nucleus. The record is from RefSeq and is a predicted model, not a curated record. Bases 523 to 1845 code for a protein of 440 amino acids. Gene Ontology annotation, biological process: anterior/posterior pattern specification; embryonic skeletal system morphogenesis; regulation of transcription by RNA polymerase II. NCBI's taxonomy places the organism in Eukaryota, Metazoa, Chordata, Mammalia, Dermoptera, Cynocephalidae.